Messenger RNA from Didymodactylos carnosus, 4140 nucleotides. The record is from the annotation of a GenBank genome assembly. NCBI's taxonomy places the organism in Eukaryota, Metazoa, Rotifera, Eurotatoria, Philodinida, Philodinidae.
AUGUGGUCGUCUUCAACGUCUUCAUCAUCAUCCGGCUAUCCAACAUCAAUGAAUACAUCCAAUUCAUCAUUCGACUAUGCUUAUCCUCCAACAAAUCCAUAUUUAACGUCAACUCCCUCAACAACUAAAAUGCCUGCUCAUUCAGAUAGUCUGUUCCCAACAUCGCCUGUUAUUUGUAUGUACGAUAACUCAAUUGAUACAUAUUCAUCACCGUCUUCGCCGAAUAAUUGUCUUCAAAGAUCUAGUCCUCUAUGCUCAUAUUCAUCAUAUCCACACACCUAUCAAUCAUUUUAUUCUUGUACAAGUCCAUCAUCGAUAUCACCGUCUAGCACACCUAAUCCGAUCGUUUAUCCAACUUCGAAUGUUAUUCAAUUUCCAGAUUAUUUUACACCGCCCUAUCCAUUGUCAUCAACAACAUCUGAUUAUUCCGACAUUAUCACCGAUAAUUCUAACAGAUCCGAUCUAAUUCCACCCACAGGAAGAAGACGAAGACAGAGAACAAAUUAUACUAAAGAUCAAAUUCGUGCAUUAGAAAAAGUAUUUCAAUCUCAACAAUAUCCCGAUGUGCAUGAUAGAGAAGAUUUAUCAAAACGUUUAGAUAUUCCAGAAUCAAGAAUACAAGUAUGGUUUAAAAAUCGACGUUCGAGAUUACGGGCUAUAAAAACUCCACAUACAGUUCCGUCAAAUAGUUGGAAUAAUAUACCGCGAUAUUCAGAUACUCCCUCACCAAUUUUACAUAUGUAUGAUGAUUCGCCAACAGAUAUUUACUCAAAAAAUGUAAAUACUGCAACAGUUAUGAAUAAUGCUGUCUCAUCUCAGAGAUGGUCACCCUGUAAUCAAUACGCCAAUAAUCGAUGUUCAGUACAAUGUACAUCAACUUCAUACCAACAACUAUCGCCUCUGGCUCAUACUUCAAUUAUUUCAAGUUCACCUACGAUGAUCUCAGAAACAAAAUUGAACUCGUCAGCUUAUUAUCCAAAAAUGACCGCAACACCUCCAGCAAUGCAAUCCACUGUUCAUCCUUCUGAAGUCAUCUCGGACGGUUCUUCAUUUAAUAAUUCACUAUUAGCGUCAUCCCAAUAUACAUUAACAACAACAGCAACCACAGUGAAUCAUAAUUAUCAGAAUGUUAAUUUUAAUCAAACAUUUUUAAAUGAGACGUUUGGCAGAGUCCCACCGCUUGGACGAAGAAGAAGACAAAGAACUAACUACACGAAGACACAAAUCAGCGAAUUAGAGGCGACAUUUAGAUCUAUUCAAUAUCCAGACAUUUGUGCAAGAGAAGAUUUAUCGCUACGAUUAGGCAUUCCAGAAUCAAGAAUACAAGUAACAUCAAUAGAAGAAUAUAAAUUUGCAAACCUGCUCGGUACUGUGUACCAUAAAGGAAAUCUAUUAUUUACACCCGAUGGAAAUGCAUUAUUGACACCUGUUGGCAAUCGUAUAACAGUAGUUGAUUUAAAAAAUAGUCGAUCAGAAACAUUAUCAUUCGAAAGCGAAUUUAACAUUGUUUGUACGACAAUUUCGUCUCAGGGAUCAUUGUUAUUAGCAAUCAACGAAAAUGGACGUGGUUAUCUUUACAAUAUGAAAUGCAGAGUUCUAAUUGGAAUACAUCGAUUUGGACAUGAUGUACAUGCGGUUAAAUUUAGUCCAGAUUCAAAAUCAGUGGCCGUAUGUCGUGGUAACCGUUGUGAAGUUUAUACAUGUCCAAGUGCUGAAAGACAAUUUAAUCUGUUUACACUGAAGUUUGUCUUACGUUCAUUUCAUGAUAAAACAACAUGCAUCGAUUGGACAAAUGAUUCAAGAGUUCUUGCAGUUGGUAGUGCUGAUAUGACAACUCAAGUAUUUAGUGUACCAUUGUUGGACAAACUACAUCGUUUUACAUUAGCUGGUCAUGGUCGUGAGAUUAUUGGAGUCUUUUUCGAAUUGAAUUCAUUAAAUAUUAUGACAAUAUGUAAAAAUGCAAAAGUAAACUAUUGGGAAGCUGAUAUGGAAUUAUCAGCGAUGAAACCGUUUGUUUGGACUGAAGAUGACUAUUCAGAUUUAGAGGAGAAUGAUGUAGAUGAAAAUGAGCAAACUAAGACAACGAUGAAUAAUGAGGAACAAACAGCCGAAGAUAAUGAAGAUCUAGAUGAAAUUGUCGAACGUCAACGUUCAAAAUUAGAAAUACAACAAAAACGAUACGAAGAAAGAGCACUGAAAAAUAUGGGCAAACAUGAUCUGGUCAAAUUUAAACGUUUAGCAAAGCAUAAUUACAAGGAAUCAUUUGAAGGUGACCGAUCAGCCGUGUUAUUAUCGUGCAAUUAUCAUCAAAAAACACAUAUGCUCGUUGCGGGUUUUUCAAAUGGAAGUUUUUACCUACAUGAAAUGCCUGAUUUUAAUAUGAUACAUUCGCUCAGUCCGUUAGGAGAUUGGAUUGCUCUUGCAUGUCAAAACCUUGGUCAAUUAGUCGUUUGGGAAUGGCAAAGUGAAACUUAUAUAUUGAAACAACAAGGUCAUUUUAACAAUAUGAUCCAGCUGGCCUAUUCACCAGACGGUUUACAUAUCGCUAGUGGUGGAGACGAUGGUAAAAUUAAACUAUGGAAUACAUCAAAUGGAUUUUGUUUUGUGACAUUUUCUGAUCAUACAUCAACAAUAACCGGUUUAGAGUUUUCAUCAAAUGGACAGUUUAUUAUUUCUAGUUCAUUAGACGCAGCUGGUGAAAUUGUGUGUGCUGGCGGUUUUGAUUCAUUUAAUAUUUUUGUAUGGUCAAUUAAAACAGGAAAAUUACUCGACAUUUUGAGUGGUCACGAAGGUCCCAUCAGUGGAAUUGCUUUUGGUCGAAAUAAUAAUCAAGCUAUGUUAGCUUCUUGUUCCUGGGAUAAAACGAUGCGUACAUGGAAUUUAUUUGAAAAUCAGGGUUCAAGAGAAACGUUUCAGUUACAUACGGAUGGCUUAGGCAUUAGCGUUCGUCCCGAUGGUCAGCAAGUAGCCGUAUCCACAGUUGAUGCUCAAAUAUUGUUUUUUCAUCCUGAUAGUGGGCAACAAAUGGGCUCAAUAGAAGCAAAACAUGAUUUAGGUUAUGCACGUCGAGAAACAGAUAAAGUAACAGCAAAAAAGUUAACAUUCGGAAGAGCUUAUCGAAGUAUUUGUUAUACAUUAGACGGCAAUUAUUUGUUAGCUGGUGGACGUUCAAAAUAUAUAUCGUUGUAUAAUAUCCGUGAGCAAAUUCUUGUUAAACGAUUCGAAAUUACAUGUAAUAAAAGUUUUGAUGGUCUCAAUGAAUAUCUAAAUAGACGAAAAAUGACAGAAUGGGGAAGUUUGGCAAUGGUCGACAUGGAUAGAGACAACGAUCAAAAUGAAAAAUCAAUACGUUUACCAGGUGUAAAGAAGGGUGAUUUUAGUAGUCGUUAUUAUAAACCAGAACUUUUAGUGACAUGUGUGCGAUUUUCACCUACAGGUCGUUCGUGGGCAGCAUGUACGACCGAAGGUUUAUUAAUAUAUUCGAUUGAUAAUUCAUCAAUAUUUGAUCCGUUGGAUUUGAGUGAAGAGAUAACACCAUUAUCAAUUCGACGAACAUUGUAUGAUAAGAAAGAUGCGUAUUUGUCACUGAUGAUGGCAUUAAAAUUAAGUGAAAAGUCAUUAAUUAUUGAAAUUAUGGAAAAUAUAGCUGCACAAAAUAUCGAAUAUAUUUCUCGUUCAUUACCACUAUUUUAUGUUGAAUUAUUGCUGAAUUUUAUCAGUGAACAACUGCAAAAUUCUCGUCAUUUUGGAUUUUAUAUGUUAUGGACACAUCAUUUGUUAAUGAAUAAUACAAAUGAUUUGAAACCAAAUUCAUCCAAAAUUUUAACAACAUUAUGUAAUUUAGAAAAAAAUUUAACAUUGAAAUAUGACACUCUCGGAAAAUUAGUUGAUAGCAAUAUAUUCACAGUUCAGUAUUUAACAACUAUUGCAGCUACACAAAAUAGUGAAGAGCAACAUAACGGUAUUAUGGAUACAACUGUCUCAAAGUCCGAUGAAUCCCAAGAUCAAGAAGAAAAAGAAGAAGAAAGGACUGAGCAUUUGAAAAAAAAGACAAAAAAAAGAAAAAAGAAGCAAAAUUCAGUUGUUAAAUUUCAUCGUGUUGAUAAUAAUAGUCUAUUGUCAGAUGAAUUGAGUGAAUAA